AUGCCUGAACGAUGCCGCAUUCACUCGAUAACUCACGAUCCGCCUCCAUCUGUCGACAGGAAGGCAUAUAGAUGCAAAGCCAACCACCAUGACGACCAGGACGACGACGGUGAUGGUGUGAGGGGUGGGGAGGACUCGAGUAUGAGGCACGACCAUGCCAAAGAGCAGGAUAGGGAUGGAGUGGAAGCAGGGUAUACUAGGGAGGGGUGGAAGGGCGGGAGGGUACGGGCGGGAGGGUGGGAUCAAGGUUGGGCUGCUGACGGUGAACAACAGGGACGACACCUAUGCUAUUCGAGGCAUCGUACGUAGGAUCGAAGGCGUCGCGAACGCACCCAAACUCAUGGCCAUGCGACCGCGGAUACCCUCGCCAUCGCCUGCUCCAUCCUAUCGAACAUCGGGCUCCCGUGCGCCGCCCAGCUCACCCACCGACCCUAAUCUUGUAUAUCCCCCAUUCUUUUGGCGGGGUAACAUGAAUCUGAGGUCCGUUUACUUCCUCGACACCAUGGCCAUUGUGUACCUAUACCCUAUCCCGACGCCCGCUUUUUCCCACCUGUGUCACCUCCCUACGGCAAUGCAACGAUCACCACACCAUCGCCAUCAAUGCUUCUCUCUCCAUGAGGCUUCGUGGGUGAUAUCGAUGCCUACAGCCUGCCACGCCCGCCCGCACCACAUUUUAUUUGCAUUUUGUACGCUUUAUUAUAUAUAAUAAAUAUAUUCAUUUUCCUUAAUAAUAAUACAAAAUUCUGAGAUGGGAUGUACUCCCGCAAGGCAGAAGUCGGGAGGUCCGGAUCCUUGCGGGAGAACUUCUGUCACGCAAGCAUCCGAAGAAAUUAUCAUUCGUAAGACCUGGGGGAGAGAGGCUUUUAUUAAAAAACUGUCGCCUGUAAUUACAGGUGUUUUUUCAAAAAACCGGCCCUAUCCGUUGCGACGCAGGUA
This is a messenger RNA of Desarmillaria tabescens, 936 nucleotides long. RefSeq lists its product as uncharacterized. Lineage: Eukaryota; Fungi; Basidiomycota; Agaricomycetes; Agaricales; Physalacriaceae. The transcript has a single exon. The record is from RefSeq and is a predicted model, not a curated record. The coding region runs from base 155 to 706 and encodes 183 amino acids.